Molecule: messenger RNA, 1842 nt
Organism: Frankliniella occidentalis (western flower thrips)
Lineage: Eukaryota; Metazoa; Arthropoda; Insecta; Thysanoptera; Thripidae
Gene: Hlc
Product: probable ATP-dependent RNA helicase DDX56
Exons: 8
Coding region: 150-1820 (556 amino acids)
Cellular component (GO): nucleolus
Molecular function (GO): ATP binding; nucleic acid binding; RNA helicase activity
Source: RefSeq, a predicted model, not a curated record
AGUGCUUUGUGUGAUGUAACAGAUGGCAGGAUGCUCAGAUUGUAGAUCAACACGAAAACUUUCAAGAAGGAAGGAACCCACGUUUGAAGCUAAUUUGAAGCAAAAUCGUCUUGCCUCGAUCGUAAUUUUAAUUUAGUGAUUAGUCCAAAAUGACGGAAAAACCUGCAAUGAGUUUUCACGACAUGGAAAUUGAUGAUAGAAUUUUAAAGGCUGUGGCAAAAGAAGGUUGGACAGAACCAACACUUAUUCAAGAGCGAACAAUUCCGCUAUUCCUCCAAGGGAAAGAUAUUCUGAUUCGUGCUCGUACUGGUUCAGGAAAGACUGGUGCAUUUGCCAUUCCUACUAUUCAGAAAAUAUUAAACUCAAAAUUGGUUGCUACUGAGCAAGCAGUCAAGGCCCUGGUACUUGCUCCUUCUAAAGAAUUAUGUCAGCAAAUUGCAACAAAUUUUCAUCAGCUAACUUACAAAUGUUCUAGGGAUGUUCGUAUUUUAGAUAUUUCUCCUCAGGUAGACAUCAAUGUCCAGCGACCCUUGCUCAUAAGCAAGCCAGAUAUUGUUGUUUCUACUCCAGCACGGGCACUUCUUCAUUUACAAGCGAGAAGCUUACUUCUUAAAGAUAGUUUGGAAAUUCUUGUAAUUGAUGAGGCAGAUUUAAUUUUUUCACAUGGAUAUGAAUCCGAACUCAAGGAAUUACUUGGGUUUUUGCCCCCUGUUUACCAAGCCGUUUUGGCCAGUGCCACUUUGUCAGAUGAUGUGUUGCAGCUGAAGAAGCUGGUUCUUCACAAUGCUGUGAUCCUGAAACUAGAGGAACCAUCUCUAGCACCUGCCUCUCAACUUCAGCACUAUCAUUUAUCUGCCCAAGAGGAUGACAAAGCUGCUAUUCUGUAUGCGCUCAUCAAACUGCAUUUAAUCCGGGGCAAAACGAUUAUAUUUGUCAACAAUGUUGACCGGUGUUACAAGCUAAAGCUAUUUUUAGAGCAGUUUGGUGUCCCGACUGUAGUGCUUAACUCAGAACUGCCUGCUGUUACUCGAUGCCACUCAGUGAAUCAGUUUAAUCAAGGAAUAUAUGACAUUAUUAUUGCAUCUGAUGAAGCAACACUUGAUGAACCAGAAGAGGCUGGACCAUCUAAAAAAAAAAAGAAGAAAACUGAUGAACAGGAUGAGAAACAAAGAAGCAAACGAAAGAAAGAUAAAGAAUCUGGAGUUUCUCGAGGCAUUGACUUCCAAUUUGUUUCUAAUGUGAUAAAUUAUGAUUUCCCUCCAGACAUAAAUUCUUAUGUCCAUAGAGUGGGACGGACAGCUCGUGGCAAGAACAAGGGCACUGCUUUGUCAUUUGUAAGUUUACGAGAACAGCCUCUGUUGGAAAAAGUCGAAGAACAUUUAAAUGAUGAGCAUGGCCAGGAGAAAGUACUGAAAGCCUAUCAAUUCAAGUUGGAGGAAGUGGAGGCCUUUAGGUACAGAGCUAGAGAUGCUUGGAGAGCUGUCACAAGAAUUGCUGUUAGAGAAGCACGGCUCAAGGAAAUAAGACAAGAAAUAUUUAACUCGAAUGCCCUCAAGAGUUAUUUUGAUGACAAUCCUAGGGACUUCAGCUCUCUGCGGCAUGAUAAAGCAUUGCACACUGUUAAACUCCAGUCUCAUUUAGCAGAUGUGCCUGAGUAUAUUGUACCAGAUGCUUUAAAAAGACUUGCUGGUAUUAGCAGUACUAGCCGAAAACGUCGUGCAUAUUACAACAAAAACUCAUCUCAGGAACAUUUCAAUGCUAAGAAGAAAAACCCACUGCUAAGUUUGGAAUUUGAAAAGUUUGGAAAAGGGAAAAAGUGAAUAAUAAAUAAUUUAUCUAUUA